Messenger RNA from Papilio polytes (common Mormon), 1019 nucleotides. RefSeq lists its product as uncharacterized. Lineage: Eukaryota; Metazoa; Arthropoda; Insecta; Lepidoptera; Papilionidae. The coding region runs from base 75 to 968 and encodes 297 amino acids. The transcript has 5 exons. The record is from RefSeq and is a predicted model, not a curated record.
CUUUUUAUAUAGGCCUGUAACGGUACAAAUAGCUUUAAUGUGACGCGAGAGACUGUUCUCAUUCUUGUUUAUCUAUGACGUUCCUAAUCUGUGACAUGUGGCCAGUACGUUGCAUUAGAUACUUUUUUGUUUUUUUAAUUAUCUUGCUCGAUACGCAACGAGUAUGCAGUGCUAUUACAAACACAAAUUUCAACGACCAUAUCAGGAAAUAUUCAGUUAAAGAAAAUACUAAUACCACAAAUGUAACAACAUUAAUGAAACAGGGAAAAGAUCAAUACAGUCAUUUCACUCCGAUACCCAAUCCGGCGACAUUUAAGACAAUAGCUGACAAUGAGCUCUCAAGUUCCAGCCAUAGUCGAGGUCUUUUGCAUCACGCGGAUUACGGUGUGCAUGAUUACGAAGACAGUCCACAUCAAGUCUAUGAAUACCACAUUCAAGACACCGCCGGUCAUCAUGGAUUUCAUCACCCUGGCCCCAUCCAUGGCCACGGUGAUCACGGGAACUAUCAUCCCGAUUACUAUGACCAUCAUCCUCAUGGUCAUCACCACAUUGGACAUCAUUACAAACAUCAUGAUCAUGAUCUGGCAGCAAAAACACUGUUAUGGCCAAUAGCUGGGAUUGCACUUCUUGGGGCAGCGGCGGCUCUAGUUACUAACCCAGUUCUACUCCAACUGGGUGUUGUUUCUGGUCGAAAGAAACGCGACACUGAAGAAAUAACCGGCCCAGAUCUAGACGUCAGUGAAUGGUCAACGAAACCACAGACACCUCAACGAUCAGAAGACCAGAACAAUAAACUUGAAUUGAGUAAAUUACCGGUAUUCAAUAGAAUUCAGAAAAAUAGUAAAGAAAGAUUUGGAAAUGUCUCCCCCAUGAAAAAGGCGUCAACGAUCGCAGUCGAUUUAGGUUUUAAAAGUAAAUUAAAGGAAUUGGAGUACAUUCCAAUACCGCUUCAAAGACCUAAAAAAUAAAAAUCUUUUAUAGAAGACAUUUUUGUUCUUAGAAGAGUGUUAAAUAAAUAU